Phytophthora sojae is the source of this 1761-nucleotide messenger RNA. RefSeq lists its product as hypothetical. NCBI's taxonomy places the organism in Eukaryota, Oomycota, Peronosporomycetes, Peronosporales, Peronosporaceae. The transcript is spliced from 3 exons. Bases 1 to 1761 code for a protein of 586 amino acids. The record is from RefSeq and is a predicted model, not a curated record.
AUGGAGGCGCUGUACGAGCGCGUCCUGGCGCUCGUGCCGAAGCCGCAGCUGCACGAGAACUACAACGCCGUGCUGCACGAGGAGUUUGCGUCCGUUGCACAGACAUUGGGCGACGUGACGGCAGCCUUCGCGAAGCUGGAGGAGGUGCACGAUGCCGUCUCGAAGCUGCAGCAGAGCCACGACUCGUCGACCGGCGGCCGCAGUGACAGUUUGAUGGCGUCGGCAGACAGUACGAUGGAGUUGCAGCAACAGGUGCUGCGUCGAGUGGAGAAACUCGCAGUUGGGAUGGAAGUGGUGCCGGUGGAGAGGAAGCGGAAGCGGGUGGUGGAGGAGGAGGACGAGGCAACGGUGCCAAGUGUCGCCAUUCCGGUGCCCAAUAGUGGUGGAGAGGACAACGGAAGAGCAGGUUUCAAUGGUGCAUCCAGCAAUGCAAAACGAUCCAAGGCUGAUGUUGGAUCGGGCUCCCAGGGAGAAGUAGCAGCAGCGUCAGGAUCUGAGUCAAGUUCAUCGUCCGAAUCUAACAGCGAUGAUGAUUCGAGUUCAUCGUCCGAGUCGGACAGUGAUGACGUGGAAGGCAGUGAAGCAGCGUGGAGGGCCUUGACGACGAAGGGUAAUCUGAAUGCUUCAUCAUCCAACACAAGUGCUGCACCCACUUCGGCAAAGACUACUACCAAGCCAACGGAAUCAAAUACGGACGCAGCGGUGCCGAGGAAGUCGGCAACGUACUUGAAGACCAUCGUCGAACUGGUGAACAAAGACAUCCGUCCGAUCAAUAUGUCGUUCAUUAUUCCAGAUGUGGUGACCGCGUUGAAAGAAUCGGUGGAGGAGGACGUGGAUGCUAAGCAGCAGGCUCAUGUGGCUUGCUCUUUGGAAAUUCUAGUUGGUUGGUGGGUUCGCCAGGGCGAAUACCAAGCUCAGUAUGCUGGAUUGUACCGCGAGUAUGCCGCUGUGGUGGAGUCGUACGCGGAUCGGCUAUCGGGCUCAGCUUGCAAGUCCAAGCUCAAGAGGUUAACGAUGUUGUUGAAGGAGGCUAUAUCUUCUACAAUUGAGAGUCUCGGUGGUCCACAAAUGCCCAGCAGUACCAAGGCAAAAGUUGACGCAGCAGUCACACGUGCAAAGCAGAACGGGGCCAUUUCGUCGAUGGCAGGUGGGCCUGAUAUUCUACCCCAUGACGACCAAAUCAGACGGCUGCUUUUGCUGCUUGUUGCAUUCAAAAAGGAAACAACUGGGAAUGUUGAGGAUACCUGUGGAGAUCGAAUUGUCAAGGCUAUCACCAGAAUGUCUCGAUGGAUAGCUGAAGGCCGUCGUAAGCCUACGCACCUAGCUAUGUAUCGUUUGAUCGUGAACGCAAUGCAAGAGUUUUCGAAGCGGAUACUAAAACUAUCCGCGAGAGAUCACAUUGUUGGAGUUUUGGAUAACAUGUCGGAACUAAUUUCAGACCCGUCAAACGCCAAGAACCUUGAUCAGUUGGCGAAUAUCCGCCGUCGUGCAGAUAAAUUUUUCGGAGAAGUGAAGAGAUGGCAGCAGAAACGUACACCUAUGUCUACCAAAGAAGCUCAUACGCUGAAGGAGACCCUUUUCAUCCUAGUGAAGGAUACGACGGUGGGAUGGAAUCCAUGCCAAAGCGUUGUUAUGCGUAGGUGCGUCAAGGAACUGAAGAGUGUUAUGGUAGAGGCUCAAGCACUCAGCGACACCAAGUCAGCUAGAAGUUUCGAUGCGUGCUUGAACAAUAUUGCAAGCUGGGGGAUUGAUGAACUGUAA